AUGAAUUUGUUUUUGAAUUGCUUCUCAUCUUUUGCAUGCCUGCUGUUUUUAACUCAUUUUGCCAAUUCGAAUCAGAUCAGCAACAGUUCAGGAUAUUGUUGCACACAUCUCUCUGGCCGAAAAAUCCGAAGUGUAGUCCCACUUGACUGUCAACUUGGCCAGUGGGCUCAAUGGACAGUGUGUUCGCCUUGUGAAAUGAGAAAGUUCAGAUAUAGGAAUCUGAAUCGGCCAGCCAUAUAUGGCGGCAGUCUAUGUAUUGGAUCUUUAUGGCAAGAAGAUUCAUGCGAAACGUCUGAACAAUGCAUACCAGAAAAUAACUGUGGUGAUCAGUUUCAAUGCAGUUCAGGUCGAUGUAUUAAAAGACAUUUGCUGUGUAAUGGUGAGAGAGACUGUGCAGAUUUUUCAGAUGAAGAAACCUGUGAGUCUGAUUAUCCAAAUGAGAGAAGGACUUUCUGCAGUAACUUGUUUGAAAUCCCAGGCAUAGAAGCAAUUAUGACGGGCUAUAACAGCUUAAUAAGUAAAGUUGGAAGAACUGUUUUAGAUACUGGGUUUGGUGGAUAUUGUGAAUAUGUGUAUAAUGGGGACUGGAGGGAACUGCGAUAUGACAGUGAAUGUGAGCACCUCUAUUAUAACGAUGAUGAGAAAUACUUCCGAAAACCAUACAAUUUACUCACGUAUCGUUUUGAGGCAAUUGCUGAUUCUGGAUUUACCAUAGAUGUUCACAAUAAUGUAUAUGAAUUAGCUACAGCAAUGAGGAGUUCAGACUCUUUUGAUUUUGGAGUUGGUGUGAAAGUUUCUGUUGUAAAAGCUGCGAUUGCUUUUGGAGAGUAUUCCACAUUUAUUAAAAAUGUAACAAGGUUUCAAGGGAAGGAUGUUAGUUUUGUUCGUGUUCGUACUAAAAUUCAAACUGCUCACUUCAAAAUGAGGAGAUAUAAUUUACUUUUGGAUGAAGAUAUGACUCAAUCCCUAAUGAAACUUCCAGAUGAAUACAAUUAUGGAAUGUACGCUAAAUUCAUUGCAGAUUAUGGUACUCAUUACUAUGCUUCAGGAACACUGGGAGGUGUUUAUGAAUUCAUUCUUGUUCUGAAUAAGAAGGUAUUGGCAGAGUCAGAUGUGACUGCAUCCGAAGCUGGCUUUUGCGUUGCAGGAUCACUAGGAGUAGUGGUUUCAAAAGGACCUUUGAAAGUGGGUGGCUCCAUAAAGGGCAACCUUUGUAAAAAUAAGUUGGACCAUAAAGAACCUUCAGAAACAUCAAGUAGCCUUGUUGAAGAUGUUCUUCCACAUGUACUAGGAGGAGACCUGAAAUCAAGUGCUGGAUUAUUAGGUCAUGGAGUACCAAAUGUCAAAAUGUAUCGACAUUGGGGUAAAUCUUUGAAAUAUCUGCCAGCUGUGAUUGACUUUGAGCUCAUGCCAAUUUAUGACUUGGUGGCCAGAAGUAAUCUUCCGUCUGUUGAAAUUAAACAACAAAAUUUAAAAAGAGCCUUGGAAGAGUACGUGGCAGAGUUUAAUCCCUGUAGGUGUCCUGUGUGCUAUAAUAAUGGAAAAGCAAUUCUUCUGGACAACGUCUGUACCUGUGAAUGUCUGCCUGGUUAUGAAGGGAAAGCGUGCCAGGAUACUAAACGAAAGGGGCCCACUAAUGGAAAUUGGAGCUGUUGGUCAGGAUGGUCACCUUGCCAAAAUGGUUCAAAGCAGCGAACAAGGAGCUGUAAUCAUCCACCCCCUAAAGAUGGUGGUGCUACAUGCCUUGGGAAGAACGCACAAUCCAAACAUUGUUAA
Molecule: messenger RNA, 1776 nt
Organism: Hemiscyllium ocellatum (epaulette shark)
Lineage: Eukaryota; Metazoa; Chordata; Chondrichthyes; Orectolobiformes; Hemiscylliidae
Gene: c8a
Product: complement component 8, alpha polypeptide
Exons: 11
Coding region: 1-1776 (591 amino acids)
Biological process (GO): immune response
Cellular component (GO): membrane attack complex
Molecular function (GO): protein binding
Source: RefSeq, a predicted model, not a curated record